AGUGAAAUAUUUAGAAAGUAGGAAAAGGAAGAAAGGAAAAGUGUUAAAAUGCAUCUGGUGCUAUGGGUUUGCACACUCGCGACUACUGCUUUAAUGUUGAUACGGGCUGAAUUACAGACUGUUUACGAAUGGAAAUAUCUAGAUUUUUUAUGGGAAUCGGACGAACAAAAACAGAAUGCAAUACGGACAGGCAAAUAUAACUUAUCUCGAGUAUUACCAUCAGAUCUAGCACUAGCUAAAGAUGGACGAAUAUUUGUUUCUCACAUCGGUUACAUAGGGACACCAGUUCGACUCAGCAUUGUAUCAGGCGACUCAAUACCAACGUCGGGCCCUUUAUUAUUGCCAUAUCCUGACUGGUCAUGGCAUACUAAUGGUGAUUGCAAUGGUAUUACGAGUGUAUAUGGAUUGGCUAUCGAUCAAUGCAACAGGUUGUGGGUUUUAGAUACCGGAAUCUUGGAAUACGCAUCAGCGAAAGCCUGUCCAGCACAGCUGCUGGCUUUCGAUCUUACAAGAAAUAAACUAACCAAGAGAAUCAAGAUACCGAAUCAUAUUGCACAAAAUAAUCAAGGCAUGACACGUUUGGUCAAACCGAUAGUCGAAACCAAAGGGCAGCAAUGCGAUCAUACUACCGUAUAUAUGACAGACUCGGUGGGACAUGGUUUGGUAAUCUGGAAUGGCAUUGGGUUAUUUCGUCUUGAAGGUGAGGUGUACAAUCCUAUUGACUCGGCUCGUAAUGUCAGUAUCGGUGAUUAUAAUCCGAGUGUUGCUGGCGGUGUCGUCGACAUGUCCUUGUCACCUAAUAUCUUUCCUUAUGAGCCACGUUACCUAUUCUUUAGACCUCUGGCUUCAUACGACCUCUAUGCUGCAAAUACACGUGAACUCACACGUAGUAUUUACGGUUAUCGGAUAAAGUACUUUGGAGCAAGAGAUAUACUAACUAGCCAAGCGGUGGGUCAGGCUUUCUCCUCGGAUGGCACACUUUUCCUUGGACUCACGCGAGAAAUGGCCAUCGCUUGUUGGAAUAGGUACAGAGAAAUGGCUAAAGAGAACAUUGAAAUAGUAUCCCAAGAUGAUAAGAGACUACAAUACACAAUCGGGGUCAAAGUAGUACCAAAAUCAAUAACCAAGACUUCGGAAGAAUUGUGGGUACUGACAAAUCGAUUCGUCCAAUUUCAAUUGCAUGUACUGAACUUUAAUGAUAUCAACUUUCGCAUUCUGAAAAGUCCAGUGAAAGAUCUUGUAGAAGGUACUAAAUGCGAAAUGCCCGCGCAACUAAAGGCAGCCCUUCGACGAACAAAAGCAAAUCUAACAUAUAAGUACCCCAAAUGAUUCGUUAUUUUUUCCAUUUAUCUCAUU
Ceratosolen solmsi marchali is the source of this 1356-nucleotide messenger RNA. Its product is annotated as major royal jelly protein 1-like. The record is from RefSeq and is a predicted model, not a curated record. The transcript has 5 exons. Gene Ontology annotation, cellular component: extracellular region. Bases 49 to 1329 code for a protein of 426 amino acids. NCBI's taxonomy places the organism in Eukaryota, Metazoa, Arthropoda, Insecta, Hymenoptera, Agaonidae.